UGCUAUUGUGACACAGGGCUGAGUGGCCCUUUGAUGGUGCAGUUUGCGAAGGGGCUUGUCAGAACCGCUGUGGGAAUGCACGGACUCCGUUUUGAAAAGGAGUCAUCGAGACUGUUCCACAAGACAACUAGCUCUUGGCCCCGCUUCCUCUGUUGCUAGACUGAUCAUACAGAGACUGACCCGCUGCAGGAUUGCCCCCUAAUACAAGAAGGCAAGUGAGACCACUUCAAUUAAAACACUUCCACACUUCCAAGAAACAGUUAAGAGAAGGCAGAGAUGAGCAGAAACCCCUUGGCUGACACUCACACAGUUGCCAUGGACCUGCAAAAGCAGUGGGAGAACACAGAGAUCAACUGGCAUAAGGAAAAGAUGGAGUUACUGGACCAGUUUGAUAAUGAAAGAAAAGAAUGGGAAAGUCAGUGGAAGGUCAUGCAGAAGAAGAUCGAAGAGCUUUGCCAGGAAGUAAAACUGAGGAGGAAAAUGAACAUGAAUGAACGUUCUAAGGUUAUUGAUCUUGAUCAUGUUCGAGAUAAAAUGGAAUUCCCUCCAAAUCUCCGCAAUUCAAGACAAUGUGAAUUCAGAGUGACAAAUCACCGAGAAGGUCUGGAAAAAGAGAACAAAGUAGAAAGGAACUUCCUCAGGGAAGGAAAUCAAGUGUACAAAAAACAAAACAUACUCCCAGAAAACAAAGUAGGGCUUCUGAAUCUGAUGGCCACAGAAGAGAAGGCAUGUGAUGUGUGGGCUGACAUGAGAUCUUCUGAGGAGGAGAGUACAAACUGUUCUGUUGCCCUUAACACAGCUCUUGACGAACUUGCAAAAGUUAGUGAAGAACUAUGUACCUUUCAAGAGGAAAUCCGAAAGCGCUCUAACCACAGAAGGAUGAAGUCUGAUUCUGUUCUCCAGGAAAUGCCAAAUGAAAUCAGUGUACCUCAUGGGAACUACUUGAUACGUAAUGGCCAGGGCAGGCUUCCAACCAAUACGGAGAAGAAAAAACAGAAAAAGAAUCUGAGCUGUACCAAUGGACUCCCAAACAGUCCUAUGAAAAACUGGGGAAUUGGUUUGAUUGAUUUACAAAGAAGUGAAACCCCUCCAGUUCCUCCUCCAAGAAGUACCUCUCGAAAUUUCCCCAGUUUAUAUUCUGAACAAGUCCAGGAAAGACUGAAGGAAAGUUUAUAUCACAGGUGGGUGGCCCUUGAGAGUCAAGACAAAACUAAUUGCAAUCCUCAUCUCCUCCUGAGGCAGUCUCCACUGUUUCCACAAGAAGAGAGACAUUUGAAAGAGAGUACCAUGAUUUCCUCUUUGACACCAGAAGUCAAAAUAGAUAGCAAGCCUCCAGAUAAUGAAGAGAUUGGACAUAAUUCGUGGUUAUAUGGCACCGUAAUAGGUACAAAGGAGAGCCCUUCUGUGCAGUCCCAAAAAACUGGUUUUACACCCAAUAAAGCAAGAUUUGAAAAGGUGAUUCCAGAUAAUCCUAGUAAAUCUCAGCUUGAUCUUCAUGUACAAAAUGACUUUCUUCCAUCAGUGACACAGAGAGAUCCACUUAGAAGUUACAGCUGCAGUUCUGAACAGACUCCAAGGAAUGAAAAGCUGGCAGCAAAGAUUGAUGAAUUUAACAGAACUGUCUUCAGAACAGACAGGAAUUGUCAAGCAAUACAGCAGAGUCAAAACGAUUCAAAAUCGCCUGAUGAUCUCAACCUUCUUGAUAGCUCACUUGCUCAUAGAGGUGACAUGCCAGAACAUGACAGUGGGACUGGUGGUUUGAAAGUUAGUGACCACACGCCUGGACCCAUAGAAAAUGUGUUCAGUAAUUCCACAAAAGUCUCUGCAACAGGCAUGAUCAAACAAAUACAGGCAUGUCCGAGUCCCAGCAGCUAUCAGCUCAUGUUCCACGAGCAUGAUUGGAGACCAAGUAAUUUUUCUAGCCGGCCAAGGUCAGCUGAUCCCAGAUCAAAUUACGGUGUUGUGGAAAAGCUGCUGAAAACCUAUGAGACAGAGACAAGGCCUGCCCAGCAAAAUUCAAGAUGUUUCAGAGAUAACUGGACCAAAUGUGGUUCUGAUGAAUCCAUUGCAGUGAAAACCUCACAUGAAAAAGGAUUUUCCAGACCUGCCAGACCAGCUAAUCGCCGACUCCCAUCUAGAUGGGCAUCCAGAUCGCCGUCCGCACCCCCAGCCUUACGGAGGACUGCCUACAGCUAUAAAGUCUCUCUGCAAUCCGAAGCCCAGAUGGUCUAGAUCUCUAGCCUAGAUUGCUGGAUUAUACAAGUUCUCAUCCCUUUUGCCAAACUGAAUAUUCAGAGUGUUUACAAACAAUCCUGUUCUCUUCUGCAACUUUCAAGAUCACUGGGACAAGCAAUCUAUACCCUAUCUUUCCAUCAGUCUUCAGUGUUUUUAAUCUAUGGGAUAAUUAUCUCCUUGUACUUUAAUUUCUUAGACCAGAUUUUUUUUAUUGCCAUCCUCAUUGACUUUCCAAAAUGAUUUAAGUUGCAACAAUGUACAAUAUUGUAUAGUCUAACUUUCUUGCAAAUGCAGAAAACAAGAUUCUGUGCAUGACCAUGUGUUUGUAGGUGCAUGUAUUGUCAUAGGAAUGUAUUUAGGUAAAAAAAAAUUAUGUGCUAGUGUUGACCUUAAAUUAUAACAUGUAGACCUAUCUAUUCUUUGUGUUUAUUUUAAAGUUUUGAAAAUAUACAGUCCUAUUUAUAUUUUGCAUACCUUUUAAUAGGUAUAUACCUAAGGCAUUUGACAUUCAUAUAUUAUUUAAACACUUCCUUGGCCACUAACUACAUUGAAAAAUGAGAAUUAUACAUGAACCAAACAUUAGUUUUCCAGAAAUCAAUCUUACAUAGCAUUUUAACCAAUAUGAAGGUAACUGAUACUAUUGAUUUCUUGUUUAAAUGAAAACAUCACAAGUAUAAUGUAUCAGUCUUCUAAAACAGGUAUAAGAUGCUCAUCCGUGCUUUUGUAUAUCAUCUGGUAGUCUCUCUUGGCUUUAACUGUAUACUUGAUUCUUGGAGCCAGUAUCAUAAGACUGCCUUAAUAAUAACAGGACAAAGUAAUGAAUUUCUUUUGUUGAUUUCAAUAACAAACAUUCCUUAAAUGAGAGGGAGAAAAGGAAUUAAAUUGUGCUGAAUUUUACUUUUUGUUAAAAUUGUGGUAAGUUUUUACUUUAGCCAGUUUAUCUGGAGUUCUUUCUCAGUGGAGGUAAGUUACUUGUUUUGAUUUUUCCUUUUUCUAAGUCUUUCCCAAAAAUUAGCAGAUAAAAGACUAAUUAAUUCACAUUUUUUUAGAAGGAGAAUGAUCAGGAGCAACAUUUCAUUGAUAGCUAAACUAUAUUGCAUUUCUUAUACUGUGUAACAGGCCUUAAACUAAAUUUAGGCAUCGGUGGUUUCUUAUAUAUAUAUCACGGCUACAAUUUGCUCACACCAGAUGCAUGAAAUCUAUACUGAUAAGUGGCAUAGGAGAAGUCGGAAAGUUGAGAGCCUCAGAAUCCUACAUGGCCGAUCUUAAAAGCUACUUUGUUGUAAAUUGUUCUCAUUUAAGAGCAACUGUGUUAUAUGGUUAGUAUUAACCUACUUCACCCAAAAAGAAAUUCUCAUGCCUAGCAAAAUUCAGUGGGCUUUCUCCUUACGAUACUGUAGCCACUAAGAGGAAUCCACCUUAUUAUUCCGUUCCCUGAAGUAAAAUAAGUUGUAAAUCACAGAUUGCCUUAAAAGGCUAGAGACUGUAGCAUGGUGAUGGCUAGAUUCGUGGUUUACAGCAAGAAGAUUUCCAGGGCUUAAGUGGAAUUAAGUGUCUAGAGUGUGAGUUUGGCACAGAUAGUGAAGGUUAUAGACCCACUCUCUCACUCUUGAAGGACUUUUUUCUACCACAGGAGAGCAGCCAAGAAACUGGGUGUUAAUUGCUCUAUACUUUUCCCCUAGAGGAGAGAAAACCUUGGAAAAGUGGUUCCUUGGGUUGAAAUGAUAAGCUGAAGCCAUUGCUGUGUUCACAUCUGUUUUCCUGCACCCCUGUGUCCCAGGCAGCACCCCUGUGUCCCAGACAGCACCCCUGUAUCCCAGGCAGUACCCCAGUGUCCCAGACAGCACCCCUGUAUCCCAGGUAUUCUGGGAAUGAUCAGUAGCCCCCUUCUCUAUGUUCAAGACAGAAUUUUGAGCUCUCCUUUAAAAAUGGGAAGGCCUAAAAAUAAUAAAAAAAAUAGAUUUCUAGCGGUGGGGACUUGGGAUUCCUGGAAUCUUUAAUAAAACAAAACAAUGUAAUAUAUUUGAUGGCCAGGCUGAUUUGGAAACAGGAGUACUGACUAGAAACUGAGAGGGUCAAAUUUUGGAUAAUCUCUUUCAUCACUUAUUACUUUUCUUUGUUAUCAAAAAAACAAAAAUAAUUACAUUGCCAGGCUUUGUAAGUUUAAGCCCGCCUUUUCUAUUAUCAUUUGAAUAAACCAAUGGGACCAUUUUAAUAUUUUAUAUUAGCUUGAAUCAUAGAAUACUAGAGCUGGAAAAAUUAGCGUUUAAUCCAACUCCUUGAUAGAAAACUGAAGAAACUAAAACAAAUUGAUUAGUCUAUGUUCUCUUUUAAAGCUAUUUAUAAAUUUUAUGAAAAAACCAGAUAAAUGGAAAUUAUUAUUAUUGAAAUUUUUUUCUUUUGAAUUCUUGUGACUUGUAACUGGUUCUUUUUCUAUUCUGGGUAGGCAUUUUCUUUCCUAAAGCAUAACCUUUCAUUAUGCCAUCAUCCCAAGGUUUAAGGAUAUGUGUAACCAUUUACAGAAAUAUUUCAUUAGGAAUAUCUACUUAGAAAUGUUUCCCUUAGUAGCUUUUGAAAAAAUAAUGAAAAAAAAACUGCCUUUUUUUUCUUUUUUUACAAAGGAUUAUUGAAACUUCUAACUGAUCUUCUAGAAGAAUACUUGAGGUCAUCUCUCUCUUCCUCUCCCACUCCCUCUCCAUCUCCCUCUCUUUCUCUCUCUCUCUCCUCUCUCUCUCUCUCUCUCUCUCUCUCUCUCUCUCUCUCUCUCUCUCUGUGUGUAUGUUUGCACUUUCAUGUACACUUUUAAUACUGCCUUAUAUCCCCAAACCAAAUAUAAAAUAUAUAAGUGGUAAUUUGUGUUAUUUAUCACUUCAAACAUGACCAAGAGCUUUCAUUUGUCCAUAUAAGAAAUGAAGAUUAUGUUUUAUUUUGCUAAUAUUGCCCCAAAGCAUGAUUUACUGCUGCAUAAUGAUUUAGUCAGGUACCACAAAGUCCCAAAAACAAAAUAUCCAAAACAUCUGGUCCCAUAAAGAGUAUUAAGUUUCCUAAAAACAUCUUUAAAUUUAUUUUAGGUACAUUUUCUGAUAAAAAAAAUUAUUUGAUAUGGAAAUCUUCAGCCAUUGGAAGCUAUUAAAUAAAAUAAGUUUGGAAACACCUAC
Molecule: messenger RNA, 5393 nt
Organism: Myodes glareolus (Bank vole)
Lineage: Eukaryota; Metazoa; Chordata; Mammalia; Rodentia; Cricetidae
Product: KIAA0408 ortholog
Source: RefSeq, a predicted model, not a curated record